GUGAUUUCCGGCGGACUUCCUCUGGGAUGAGAUGAGGUGAAGGUAUGAACGGCUGUGGGGGAGGAGGGGGUCCACAGGUCACAUGACCCGUACCCCAUUGCUUACCGGUGUGCAGGGCUGCAGCUGUAAGAGCGGCUCCAGUCAUGCCCUUCCCCCCCUCCGAAUAAAUGAAUUCCGUGUCACCAGCAGCCGCCCAGUAUGGCAGCCCGGAGAGUCGGCGGCGCAGGAACCUGGGCAGCCGCCAUGACCCGCCCCAGAUGGGGUACCAAGAUACGGGGCGAGACGGAGCAACGGACGAGGUGGAUAAAAUAAAGAGCAAACUGCUGACCGCAUGGAACAGUCUCAAAUACGGUUGGACGGUGAAGAUGAAGACGCAUUUCAGCCGCUCCUCACCCUUAUAUUUGCUGGGCAGACACUACCACUUCCGGUACGAAGAUGACAUAGAACGAUUUCAGCAGGAUUUCGUCUCCAGGGUGUGGAUGACUUACCGACGGGAUUUCCCUGCCCUGGAAGGGACACAGCUCACUACAGACUGUGGAUGGAGCUGUAUGAUCAGGAGCGCUCAGAUGCUGCUGGCCCAGGCUCUUCUGAUGCAUCUUCUCUGCAGAGAUUGGUCCUGGCCAGAGGCACUGAACACCCUCUUUGUUGAGAUGGAGCCCGAUCAGUCGUCCUCCUCGCCCCCCCACAAUUCAUUCUCUUCUGUAUCUUCUGCCCCCCAUUCAAGUUAUCUGCAUUCUCGUGCAGCAUCCUGUCCUAGACCUCAUAUACAAAAUCCCCACCAAGAGCAUAUCCAUAGGGACAUCCUACGGUGGCUCUCAGACCACCCAGAUGCUCCCUUUGGUCUCCAUCACAUGGUGAAACUAGGGGGAAGCCUUGGCAAGAAAGCAGGAGACUGGUAUGGCCCUAGUAUUGUGGCUCACAUUUUAAGGAAAGCUCUAGAAAGAUCACCUCAAGUCCCUGAGCUGUCUGUGUAUGUGUCUCAGGACUGUACAGUGUACAGGGCGGAUGUGGAGCAGCUGCUAGAUACAGGUGAUCCUGUCACAGGUACCAGAAGCACAGGAAAAGCUGUCAUCAUUCUCAUACCCGUGCGCCUUGGCGGAGAGAACUUCAACCCAGUAUACAAGCAGUGCAUUAAGGAGUUCCUGCAGAUGCCGUCAUGUCUGGGCAUUAUAGGAGGGAAACCGAAACAUUCGCUGUAUUUCAUUGGUUAUCAAGAUAACCAUCUGUUAUACCUGGAUCCACAUUACUGCCAGGCGUACGUAGACACCAGCGUUGAAGACUUUCCUCUGGAUACUUUUCACUGUAAUUCCCCACGUAAGAUGUCUAUUGUCAAGAUGGAUCCCAGUUGCACGAUGGCUUUUUAUGCCAGAAAUCGGGCAGAUUUUGGAGCACUCUGUGAUCAUCUGACAAAGGUGUUAAGUUCAUCAUCAGCAGAGGAGAAAUAUCCAGUGUUCAGUAUCUCAGAAGGCCAAGCUCAGGAAUUCCAUGUGCCCGAGGUGCUGCCUCUCGCCUCUUACACCCUUGCUCAUCGGAAGAGGGUGACGAUGGCGAAGCGACCCAGUUCAGAUGAGUUUGAGUUUUUAUAACCUCCGGUCCAUCAGGGACUUUAUAAAGACCUGCUGUACGGGGUGGCACUUCACGUCAGGAGUGAGCCCCGAUUCCUGCAACCUGCUGCUACACUGAUCAUCUUGUCAGUACGUGCGUCAAUCACUGUCCAGACGCUAGCUCAUCCUAGGUAAAGACCUCUGCUGUGAUAUGACUGGCUAGGGAAUGUCAUGUGACCCUAGUCGGGGUGCAUUGACCGUGAAGGAAGUCCAUUUCUAGCUCUAGCCAAUAUCUGUCAACUCCUCCAUUCACUGACAACCAGCAGCUGUGUGGAAGACUAGACAAAACCAUGGCUGAUUUAUUACGCUAACACCACCACUCAUGACCAUAGGUUGCAAGUGGUAUUGCAGCUCGACCCCCAUUAUAGCGUGCAAUACCGCACACAGUCCAGGAGUGGCGCUGUUUCUGCAAUAAAGCAGCCAUGGUUUUCUUAUCUCGUAGAACCCCUUUAAAUUUAAAGGGGGUUUCUGUUCGAAAUUUUUUUAUAUACACUCUUAGGGGUCUAACCUCAGGUACCCUUGCCUAGAAGGAUGACAUGCUUACGCAGUUGUAAGGGGGCAUGGGAUUCAUUUUAGGACCCCUGAAGAUGAGGAUUCUGCUGUACCCCUUAAACUGAUCCAUAUAGACAAAGUCAAAGAAAAAAAAUCACUGUGGAGAGGGACCAGGCAGCUAGCAAACCUCAAUAAAAUGGGGGACCUAAGUAUGGACAAGGGCACCCCACCUCUAGUAGAUGAGGUGUCCACUGCUGGACCAGUGUGCCCAAAUGGCUCCAGAAUGCAAACUGGGCCACCCCAUAAGAUCAGGUGGAUGAUCUCACGGGGUCAGUGGUGAGAAGGUGUAGACUCCAUGCCAUAUGCAUUGGCUGAAUCACUCCUGCUACAGACUAGAUGAUUUGUGACAGCCUGCACUCCGUAGGCAAACCACAGACCGCCAUCACUGCUGCUUUAUAGUUUCUUCAGGGGGUGACCACAGGGAAUAUGUCCUCCCAGUAGCUGCCUCGAGAUCAGCUCCAGCUAAUGUAAGUAUAGUAGACAGUUCCCUAAUCUAUGGGCUUGUGCCCCGCUCAUUGAUAGAUAGGUGUGUGUGUGUGUUGUUGGUACUGACCUGCUGUGGAUGGCUUACUGGAAACGUGCUGUACAUGUACGUCAGCCAUUAUUUGUCAGAGAGGAUGUGUCAUCAGACAGAUGACUUUAUAUAAGGGUCAGCUUAAUGGGGUUGUCGCACCUUGAACAUUGAUAUGCCACCAACGUCAGAGAGGUGCAGGUCCUACCUCUGGAACGAGAAUGAGAGCAGUGGGCAUGUGCAGCCACCCUCCAUUUCAAUUGGAGUGAAGAAGAAAAUAGCUGAGCGCUGACUGGCAGUUUCAGAGAAGGUAAUGGAGUGGUGCCACCACCCCUUUAAAGAGGACCUGCCAGCUCCCCUGAACUGUGGUGUCAUUCCUCGGUUAUUCUUCCUGGACAUGUGUUCGCAUUCCCCUUGUUACUUGGGUGUUCCUACACGGUGCGCAGGAACAUGCCCCAUUAACAGCAGGGAGGCUCACUUAUUCAGACAUUUCUAAGAGGAAUAACAGAGGGGAGAGGUCAUCUUUUUUCACAAUUGACUACUGGGUGCGAUGAAGGAGAUGGGCUGUAUGCAAAACAGUACUCCUCUCUCCACGGAUUGAUUGGAGAGAUUCACCUGACCCUGCAACAGACCCCAGCAUCGGCCUGAAAUACAGAAUUGGUAAGCGGUUACCUUAUCCCAGGCCGUCGCUCCACUUCUUCCCUGCCUGAAGCUGUGAGGUCAUGUCGACAACACGUGAUUGGCUGCAGCAAGUCAUGUGGUGUUCACAUGAUAUCACUUUUGCAGCCAGGUAAAUAGAGCCAGGCCAAGAGGAAACCAAACAACCCCUUUAAGUAGUGUACAAUUUAAUGGCCAUCUGUCAGGAGAUUUGUCCCUAUGACAAUGGCUGACCUGUUACAUGUGCACGUGGCAGCUGAAGGCAUCUGUGUUGGUCCCAUGUUUAUAUGUGCCCGCAUUGCUGAGGAAAAAAAAAAUUACAUUUUAUAAAAUAUGCAAAUGCGACUUAAGGAACAACGGGGGCGUUGCCAUUGCACCUAGAGGCUCUGCUCUCUCUGCAGCUGCUGCGCCUUUUCCUCUUUGACAGGUUCAGGCAGUGUAAUCAUCAUCACCCCUGGCCUUGCCAAUCAGAGGGCACAGCAGUUGCAGAGAGAGCAGAGCCUCUAGGUGUAACGGUAACGCCCCCGUUGCUCCUAGAGGCUCAUUUGCAUAUAUAAAAAUGCUAUUUUUCCUCAGCAAUGCAGAUGCCCUUUAAGUGUCCUGAUAUAAAGAGAUGUUUCUGGUGACAGGUCCUGAAUAAACUGGAAUCAAACCUGAAA
Molecule: messenger RNA, 3983 nt
Organism: Bufo gargarizans (Asiatic toad)
Lineage: Eukaryota; Metazoa; Chordata; Amphibia; Anura; Bufonidae
Gene: ATG4D
Product: autophagy related 4D cysteine peptidase
Exons: 11
Coding region: 168-1586 (472 amino acids)
Molecular function (GO): protein-phosphatidylethanolamide deconjugating activity
Source: RefSeq, a predicted model, not a curated record